CGCUCAGUCCUCCCGCUUCCUUUCCUUCUCGCACCCCUCCUUCCUUCCUUCCUUCCUUCCGCCGGGAGCGAUGGAGCCGGGGCGCCGGGCGGCCGCGGCGCUGGUGGCGCUGCUAUGCGCUGGCUGCGCGCUGCGCUCAGGGCGCGCCCAGUACGAGCGCUACAGUUUCCGCAGCUUCCCUCGGGACGAGCUGAUGCCGCUCGAGUCGGCCUACCGGCACGCGCUGGACCAAUACAGCGGCGAGCACUGGGCGGAGAGCGUGGGCUAUCUGGAGAUCAGCCUGCGGCUGCACCGCCUGCUACGCGACAGCGAGGCCUUCUGCCACCGCAACUGCAGCGCGGCGCCGCAGCCCGAGCCCGCCGCCGGCCUCGCGCGCUACCCGGAGCUGCGCCUCUUCGGGGGCCUGCUGCGCCGCGCGCACUGCCUCAAGCGCUGCAAGCAGGGCCUGCCGGCCUUCCGCCAGUCGCAGCCCAGCCGCGAAGUGCUGGCCGACUUCCAGCGCCGAGAGCCGUAUAAGUUCCUGCAGUUCGCCUACUUCAAGGCAAAUAAUCUUCCAAAAGCCAUUGCAGCUGCUCACACCUUUCUACUGAAGCAUCCUGAUGAUGAAAUGAUGAAGAGAAACAUGGCUUAUUACAAGAGCCUGCCCGAUGCCGAGGACUACAUUAAAGACUUGGAAACCAAGUCGUAUGAGAGCCUGUUCAUCCGAGCCGUGCGGGGGUACAAUGGUGAGAACUGGAGGACAUGCAUCACGGACAUGGAGCUGGCCCUUCCUGACUUUUUCAAGGCCUUUUAUGAGUGUCUCGCUGCCUGCGAGGGCUCCCGGGAGAUCAAGGACUUCAAGGAUUUCUAUCUUUCCAUAGCAGAUCAUUACGUGGAAGUUCUGGAAUGCAAAAUACAGUGUGAAGAGAACCUCACCCCAGUUAUAGGAGGAUAUCCAGUCGAGAAAUUUGUGGCUACCAUGUAUCAUUAUUUGCAGUUUGCUUAUUAUAAAUUGAACGACUUGAAGAACGCAGCCCCCUGUGCGGUCAGCUACCUGCUCUUUGACCAGGAGGAUAAGGUCAUGCAGCAGAACCUGGUCUAUUAUCAGUACCACAGGGACAAGUGGGGGCUCUUGGAGGAGCAUUUCCAGCCCAGACCAGAAGCAGUUCAGUUCUUUAACGUGACGACACUCCAGAAAGAGCUGCAUGACUUUGCUAAGGAAAACAUAAUGGAUGAUGAUGAGGGAGAGGUUGUGGAGUAUGUGGAUGACCUCUUGGAGCUGGAGGAGACCAGCUAGCCCCCAGCAGCCAGAGAGACUUCCUCUCGAUGUUCAGGAACACAGAUUCUUUGUCUUCCUUUUCCUAAUAGUACAAGUUGUUGAUA
Eubalaena glacialis (North Atlantic right whale) is the source of this 1362-nucleotide messenger RNA. It is a transcript of the gene CRTAP, whose product is annotated as cartilage associated protein. The coding region runs from base 71 to 1276 and encodes 401 amino acids. Lineage: Eukaryota; Metazoa; Chordata; Mammalia; Artiodactyla; Balaenidae. Gene Ontology annotation, biological process: collagen fibril organization; peptidyl-proline hydroxylation to 3-hydroxy-L-proline. Gene Ontology annotation, cellular component: endoplasmic reticulum. The record is from RefSeq and is a predicted model, not a curated record. The transcript is spliced from 7 exons. Gene Ontology annotation, molecular function: protein binding; collagen binding.